This is a messenger RNA of Lethenteron reissneri (Far Eastern brook lamprey), 5105 nucleotides long. Its product is annotated as ly6/PLAUR domain-containing protein 6-like. Gene Ontology annotation, biological process: positive regulation of canonical Wnt signaling pathway. The record is from RefSeq and is a predicted model, not a curated record. Gene Ontology annotation, molecular function: acetylcholine receptor inhibitor activity. NCBI's taxonomy places the organism in Eukaryota, Metazoa, Chordata, Hyperoartia, Petromyzontiformes, Petromyzontidae.
UUCGGUCGCCUAUUGCAGUUUAGCUGUACACCGCACAAACAAAUGAACGUAUAUAUAUGAGUAUAGCCAGACAUACACAACACCUUUUAAAUGUCAAAUUGUACCAUAUAUAGUAGCGCAUCAUUUAUACACAUGUAGUGCAUAUUUACGCAUUACGCACACGUACAUAUGCAUAUAUUAUACGCAUAGUGCACAUACACAUUGCAGAUGCAUGUUAGUGUUGAUGGCAUUACACAUGCACACGCAGUGUAUAUAACCACUCUUUGCAUGUGUUCUGAAAUGCACGAUUAAAAUAUACUUCGAUGUAAAGAAGCAUUUUUUUUCAGAAUGUCCAGUUAUACACAGAAUUAUAACCCACAAUACACUUAGGCUAUUGCGUGAUCCGCUAACAAAUCGCGGAUCACGCAUGAAGGCAGAGUGACGUUUCACUUUAACAACUGAACACACACGUUCACACAGCGUGGCCCAAAACAAGUAGCAAAAACAACAACAACAACAACCUCAAGCACACUCCAUCCCAUCAUCGGUGACUUUGCCCAAAGGGAAGAAAACAAGAUUGUAAAUAGUCGGCGACGUUUCGGACGAUGUGCCUUCCUCCGUAGCAGAGAGCUAAGCGAUGCCUGAGAGGGUGACAGCGAGACUCACGACAGCUUUGACAUCUCACGUGUGCGCACACACUCACACACUCACUCACACUCACUCAUACACUCACUCACACUCACUCACACACUCACUCACACUCACUCACACUCACUCACACUCACUCACACACAAUCACUGACACUCACUCACACUCACUCACACUCACUCACACACUCACUCACACUCACUCACACACUCACACACACUCAUUCACACUCACACACACUCACACACCACACUCUCACACUCACACACACUCACACACUCACUCACACUCACUCACACUCACUCACACUCUCACACACUCUCACACACACUCACUCUCACACACACUCACUCUCAUACACACUCAGUCACACACACUCACACACACUUACUCUCACACACGCUCACUCACUCACACACACUCACACACUCCCACACUCUCACACUCACACACACUCACUUACACUCACACACACUCACACACUCACUCACACACACUCACACACACACUCACACACUCUCACUCACACACUCACUCACACACACUCACUCACACUCACUCAAUCACACACGAGCUGAGACUGACCAUCUGUGGGCGUGCUGUGUGCGAUCAGUGUAUUACAGACCGGCAGUCGGGUGCGUCGUAUCGACAAGCUUACGAGGGUGUGUGUAUGUGUGUGGGACACACGAUGCCAUGAGCCUGCCCGGCGCCGUGGUGUUGAUCAUCGGAGUCGCUCUCUGCUGGAUGUCGCGCGUGGUGCUGCUUGUGGUGGCAGCUGGAGGAGGAGGAGGAGGAAGAGACUUCACGGCACAAGACAUCGUUCACCUUUACCCAGCCACAACCCCAUUUCCUGGUGGCUUCAAAUGCUUCACGUGUGAAGAUGCCCGUGACAAUUACGAUUGCAAUCGCUGGGCCCCGGAUGUCUUCUGCCCACAAGGCUCGCGCUACUGCUACACGCGCCACCUCAUGGACGGGCUCGGCGCCAGCGAGUCGGUCACCAAGCGCUGCGUGGCCGUGCACGACUGCGUCGGGACCACGGGGUGCCGGACGCUCGCCGACGCGGCGCGCCGCACGGAGUGCGUGUCGUGCUGCGAAGGAAACAUUUGCAACCUCCCCGUGCCACGCAACCACUCGGACGCGGUCUUCUCCACCGAGACUCCGGUGUGGCCGUCUGGCGCGUCGCCGUGCCGCUCGGCACGCUGGCCGGUGCUCUGCGCGCUCCUCGGUGCGCUGAUGCUGCCGGUGUGAGGAUUGGCACCACGCUGGCUGGAACUGCUGAUGCUGCCGGCGUGAGGACUGGCACCACGCUGGCUGGAACUGCUGAUGCUGCCGGCGUGAGGACUGGCACCACGCUGGCUGGAACUGCUGAUGCUGCCGGCGUGAGGACUGGCACCACGCUGGCCGGAACUCCUGAUGCUGCCAGCGUGAGGACUGGCACCACGCUGGCUGGAACUGCUGAUGCUGCCGGCGUGAGGACUGGCACCACGCUGGCCGGAACUGCUGAUGCUGCCAGCGUGAGGACUGGCAACACGCUGGCCAGAACUGCUGAUGCUGCCAGCGUGAAGAUUGGCACCACGCUGGCUGGAACUGCUGAUGCUGCCAGCGUGAGGACUGGCACCACGCUGGCCGGUGCUGCCGCUGAUGCUGACAGCGAAAAGACUGGCGCCACGCUGAUGCCCAACGUGAGCCGUACCCAUGCAAGGGCCAGUGGCAGGCGAUGGAAAAAAACGAAUCGGCGUUCGGGGAGCAAGAGGCCAACGGCGAUGUGGAGUUCUCGCUCAUCCGGGCCACGUGCUGCAAGUUGCCGUUUCGCCGGUGUGACUUGACGCAACAACAGCCCUUUACCACUCCACUGCUGGAUGGCAGCCCGGUCAAGCUAAACAACACUUUCUUUUCCACGGGAGAUCAAUAAGGCAGUAAUGUACCGGUUUAUUACAUCGAAAUUUUUGUUUUAAACCAAACAUCAAAGCUCAGAAAGAUCAAAAUAUUACAUAAAAACACAUUAAACGAAUAUACAAUUAAUUUGAAUAGGAAACUUUAAUCAGAAUACUUAUUUAUACUGGAGGAAUCCCAUGAGCUAUAAAGCUCUUUUUCAAAGAUGUCAAAACGUUACAACAACAAACAAACUAAACGAUAGGAGUGCAAAGUGUAGGCGAAGGCUGUACAAGUUUACAUAUCAGUUUAGGGUUUCUGUAAAGAUACAUUUUGAAUGAGGGGUGGAGAUAUAAUUGAGCAACAAUCACGUUCGUGUUGCCCCAGUCAUUGAUUGAAUUGCCCGUUAAAUCCUCACUCAGGCAGAGAUGCAAUAUUGUUACAUACUGUGAGUAUCAUCUGUGCGUCAAGUAAAGCUCAAAACUGGCUUUGCUAUUUAUUUUCGGUGUUAAAAAAGUUGACUCGUUUUGUAGCAAAAAAAAAAAGAGACGAAGUAUGAAAUAUCGCGUUGUAUUUUUUUUUAAAGAUUCGCGUUAUUUUUGUCAACAAAAAUUUUAAUAUGCAGGACAAUCACAAAUGUCGUGGGGAGUUGCAUUAAGAUAUUAGGAGCAGUUGGAACCUUCACGUGUCCAUUCACCCGCGUUUCCAGUUCGUGCGGAUGUGAUUUGCUUCAUGUCGCCAAUAAACCUUCAACCAUUCAGAAAAAAAAAUUGUAACAAAAAAAUCGUGCACACGUGUGGAUUCCGUAACGCUUCCCAAUGCCCGUUUGUCAUCGUAAGUAUUUAAUUAGCAGUGCGUAACCCGACGGAUGGACAGGUAGCCGUCAGAGUAAAACGCGUUCAUAUAUGUUUUCGAUGGUCCUUUUAUACUCCAGAGCAGUGGUUCUUCUUAAUCUGGGGGUGCGAGACACGGGCAGAUUUUUUUAGAAGGUAAAUCAUCGAAAACACAAAUUAAGCACGGUGCACGUUGAGUACAGCUACUUUAACGCGUAAUCAAAGUGUUUGGGUUACGCGGUCUUUAUUAUGUACACCUUCUUUGUUUCAUCAAACCCAUCUAAUUAUUAUCAACACUUUUUUUAACGAUCGAGAAGCAAUGGGCUGCAAGGCUGCAGCAAAGGUGAAGAAGCACAUUGCUCUAGACUCGAGGACUGUGCCUUCAAAUGUUGGGCAAUUCAUCGAUCAAAUUGGCCGAUUUUUUUAAUCCUUUAUAUUAAGUUCACUUGCUUGCUUGCUUGCGCGCUUACGACCGUGCAAAUCUUUCGGUCGUUUUUUAACCCACUUCCCGUGAUCCAAUCGAGCUGACAUUUUGCACACAGACUCGUUGUGCGUGACAAUUAAUUUUCGUGAAUUUUUUUUUACAAAUUUUUACACUUUUUAGGAAUUUUUUUUUUAUAUUUAAUUACCAAUUGCUUAAUGGUGGCAGGCAAUCAUCUGACCCAUAAGUAGCAGCCAUCUCAAGCCAGAGGACGAGAGGACUCUAGCCGCCACGCAUAUAAAGGAUUUAUAGUGAAAAACUUUGUUUUUACGGGUUAAUUUCCAAAAUACAAUACACGUGACUACGCCAACACACCCGUAGUAUACUCAUGCGCAGCUCAUGGUGGACAGCGUGUGCGAGAGUUAUCAUAACCCUCCUCAUUAAGGGGUGGACAAACAGACGCACAGAGCUAACACACGCAAUCUCCGGUCGCCCUUAGUUUCAAAAGGUUAAAAAGGUUAUCUUCCUGCUAUAAUUCACGAACCAUGGCCCCUUGGCUUGCGUGAAUGUCACUUGAUAAGGCUUUACCUGCGUAUAGUGUUCGGGGUGGGGGAGGGGGUGGGGGAGGGGGUGGGAUUUCGCCAAAUAAUCACUUUUUCUACGGCCGUCUCGUAACUUUGCACGGGGAUGGAUUACAAUCGAGUGCUCGCUGCUGUCGGGAAAGCGUUAAGAGAUCCCGUGGCAUCGUGUGCGAGAGGAGACUGCCAGUGUCAUUCUAUCAUUGCCCAAGGCACACGAAGGAAGUUAACCGCAGGUUGCCCGGCGUCGAUGGUAACGCUCGCCGCUGCCACAAGACGGUGUUCUGCUCAAAGUGUGUGCGUGCUUGCACAAGGGGCGUUUAUGGGAGCGGUGGUGGAGCGAUUAGCGCGCUGCGCUACGAACCUGGCGACCUGGGUUCGAUUCCCGCUCACGGACAACGCUAGUGGCGAUUUUCUGAACCGGUUCUGGGCCCUCCCCUAGGUUAAUUCAGCCUCAAAUUAGUAUUUGGUGUGGUGUGUAAACAUUGCUACUGGGGAGACAAAGGCGGUUGGGCGUGGUGCUGGCCACCCACCACCCCCUUGUGUGCCGUUCUGGCCUUCAUAAGUGCUUGCUAACAGCACUUGCCCCAACAGUCUGUUACAGGCUAUAUGGAGGCUCUUUAUCUUUGCACAAGGGAUAUCUAUCUGGUCGCUAACGUUUAAAAUGCAACAAACUGUCAGAAGGUUGUAAAAAAAAUGUAUCAUCGUUUUUUUUUUGUAAAGCAAUAGCCUACUUAUUUAAAAUGUUCACAAUUGUAUAAACGUGACACUCA